AUGGACGAUGAGUGUUUGGUUACCCAUGUUAUAUUUUUGGCUGUUACCCAGAGAAGUCAAAAUCAAAAGACAAUUCUGUCCAUCCCAAAUAAAAUUUAUUCAACUAUGAAUAUUAUGACAACUACUACUUAUGCUAAUAAAACUGAUGAUAUUAUCGAUACUACUACUACUACUACUACUACUACCGCUGAUGAUGGCGAUAAUGAAACUGCAACUAGAAAUCCAGUUCAGAGUAUGUUUGUUUGUUUGUUAUUCUUCUUCAGGUUACUUUGUUUCUAUCGGGAAUAA
Schistosoma margrebowiei is the source of this 288-nucleotide messenger RNA. The record is from the annotation of a GenBank genome assembly. NCBI's taxonomy places the organism in Eukaryota, Metazoa, Platyhelminthes, Trematoda, Strigeidida, Schistosomatidae.